GCAGGGAGCUCAGAAGCUGUUGAUUGUGACGGUUGGAGUAGGUUUGCAACAACAGAAACGCACAAAACGGCGACUUCCUAAUUUAUGCGCUCUUGCACGAAACGCGCAUCGCUAACUUACCGUGAUUUUAUUUCGACAUAGAUUCCGCUUUCUACCUAGGUAAUCGAGCGAACGAGAGAUCGAGCUGGCAGGUGCCUUGGGAACCUACCUAUGCUGGCGUAAGCACAUUCUCCAAUCCGCGUCAGGCCGCGUUCCCGUCCUGUCCAUGACGGGGUCUCGAACUUGCGCACCUGGACCCUCGAUGGGCUCUGGGUAUCCGACAAACCCUCCUCGCAGUCUCGAUCUCGGGACAUCGACAAAUUGGCACAACUGAGCAACCGAAACCGUCAAAAUGCUCCCCAUACGAUCCCGCCGCUAUCGAGCGUCGACCUCUGCCUCGACAGUCCAAACCUCCAAAGCCACCGAAGUGCUCCAGGCACUUCUUGAACGCUUGUCUGGGAUAGCAACUUCCUCACCGGAAGGAUUGUACCCAAAGACUCAGGAAUUGGCAGACCAAAUCCGGCAGAUUCACCAGCACCUCGCCGCCGCGCCCCCACCCUCCCCACCACAAGACGACUUCCGCCAUCUUCGCGGUUUCCAAACGCUGCUCGACGUCCUAAGGUCGUUUUCCGGCUACUAUAAUCCAAGCAAGCGAAGCGAGACUGAGCGGAGGGCAAUAUUCGACUUGUUACAUGUGGUGCUGGCAACACUAUCUACCGCCUUCCGCGGCCACCCCGGCAACAGGCGAUACUUUCGGGACAGGGUGGAAGGUGGUGGGUGGGAGGCCUUGGAGCAGAUUAUAGCCAGCAUCGGUGUGGGAGGCGGGGAUUCGGAUACUUGGGCUAACUGCCAGCUGUUCGGGAAGCUGCUCUCCUUCGCCCUCGACGACCAGCGUCUGGAUGAGCUCUGCCGCUCGGUGGCAUCUUGGACGGACUUCAACAGCCCGUCCGCAACACAAGAUGGAAGUCCUCAAGGGACGACAGAACUACCAGAAGGUGCUUCACCAAUCGAACCCCAUGUGGCGCAGAACUUGGAGACCAUCGAGAAGAGGUUGGGCGAGAUCAUUGGGCCGCACACCGUUAUUCAGAAUGCCGAAAUCAUUCGGAGUGUUUUCGCCUUUUGGGAAUCCAUACCAAGAGGCGAAGAUGCCGCGGCGAGCCCUGCGUCGAUGAUAGUGCUCACAGCGCUUUCGGCCCUGGCAUCCGUUUCCCUCUUCAACCUCGGUGCUUUGCACGGGACCGGCAUGCUGUCCAGACUACUACGCCUGCUUUUUGCUCAGGAUAGCGUUCUCACCGAGCCCGAGAGGACGAAAGCACUACCCCUGUGCAGGUCCCUGAUGCACUUAGGCAUCGAUCAGCUUGCCGAUGCGCAGUUCUUGCUGAACCACCGGGACCCAGCCACUUCUGAAUUCUGUCUAGAUAUGACAGAAAAGUACGCUGGUCCUCCAUUUAUCCAGUUCGACCUCUCCUUGCAUGGUCACUCAUCCGUCGAGCUCCCAAACCUUGGGAGGUCGUUCCCUCCUCAGACAGCUCCCGGAUACACCUUCACUGGCUGGAUCCGGAUUGACAAGUUCGACCCAAAGUCUCACACAACGCUCUUCGGCGUGUUCGACUCUACUCAGACUUGCUUCCUUCUCGCCUAUCUUGAAAAAGACACCAAAAACUUCAUUCUCCAAACGUCAGUCACAUCCUCGCGCCCCAGUGUGAGGUUCAAGUCGGUUACGUUUCAGGAGCACCAGUGGUACCAUAUCGCCCUCGUUCAUCGUAGGCCCAAGACCAUGGUCGCGAGCAAGGCAAGCCUUUACGUCAACGGAGAGUUUGCUGAGCAGAUCCGCGCCGCAUACCCGAGCCCGCCCCCACCCUCCAACGCAAGUACCGAAAGCUUCGUUUCUUUUUCCUCAAGCAGCAGCAAGGUAAACCCUGUCCAGGGGUUUCUAGGCACACCGCGCGGCCUUGCCGCCCAUCUCGGCCCUGGACUUGUGCAGUCUAGAUGGUCGCUGGCCUCGGCGCACUUGUUCGAGGACGUUCUAAGUGACGACCUGCUCGCUGUCUAUUACCGCCUGGGGGUGAGGUACCAGGGCAACUUCCAAGACUGUCUUGGUGCCUUUCAGACUUAUGAGGCUUCCGCCGCCCUUGGACUCCGUAACGAGGUGUUCCAUCCGGGCAAGGAUGACAAUUCGGACAUCCUGAAAGCCAUCAGGGAUAAAGCGAGCACCAUCGUACCAGAGCACAGAGUGUUGCUGAGCCAUUUCCCACGAGCCGUCUUCCCCGCGGAUGGGAAAUUCAUGGACUCUCUGCUCUUUCGCUCACUGUCAAGGAACUCGGCCAACAGCUUGUUCCAUGCUACCGUGAAGAGCGGGGCGGCCGUUGCCAUCAACGGAGCUGUUCCUUGUGUCAAUGAUGCUCUGAUUAAGCUGAACGGUACCUCGCUUCUCACGGGCGACCCGGUCGUCGCCACUCCGUACUACUUUGACGAUAAUCUCUGGCGACUGGGAGGAUUUACCCCUGUAGCCCUCAAGCUCGUCGAGCGGUCGUCUUCCUCCGAUGAAUUGCUACGAUCCGUUGAGCUCAUGUUUCACUGCAUUUCCAACAGCUGGAGGAAUAGCGAGGCUAUGGAGAGAGACAAGGGUUAUGCCAUUCUCAGCAUGUUGCUUCGUGCCAAACUCGGAUAUGGCGUACCGGGCUCUGAUACCCAGUCACAGACCUGGCGGCUCCCAUUGACUAACGAGGCAAGGGACCGUCUCAGCUUCCAGCUUCUCAGUCUGGUGCUCCAUUUUGUCGGGUAUAAACAUGGCGACCCGAUCGAGUCAUUCAUCAUCAACCCGCUCGCCUACCGCGUCCUGCUCAUCGACCCGGACACCUGGAGGAGAUCUUCGCCCCUGGCUCAGGAACUGUAUUACAAACAGUUCGUCACCUUUGCAGUCAAGAGCAAACACCACCAGUUCAACAGCCGCCGACUACUCCGAAUGCGGAUCAUCAAGAGGCUUCUCGACGCGCUGAAAGCCGAACCCAUCUCGGAACACGUCAUGCCCCAUUUCAUGGCUUCAUUCGAGAGCCUUGUGAAAUGCAAUUACAAUGCCGAAGUCCACCGCUCCAUUGCCCUUUUUAUCACCUAUGCUUUCCACACCCCCCCUGGCUCCUUGCCUCGCACUCCUAAGCCAGCGUCUGCAAGCAGUCGCUCUGCUACCCCUGGUCUCGGCGUCUUGCGCCGACCUACCGCCGAAAUCAUCCCUCUAUCCUCCACGACGGGCUCAAGGAUGCUUGGUAAGAAAGAGCUCGGCAUCGGCAUCUUGGAAAUGUACACCCGGCUCCUGUGUGAAAAGACCAACUUGGCCGACAUUCAAAAGUUUGCCAAGACUGUCACUAAUAAGUGGCUGCUCUAUCUCCUCGCAGAAAACGAUCCGGAGAUUGUUGUCCUAGGGUGCAAAAUCCUUGCUCGCCUACUCGUCACGCAACCCUCCGGCUACACGGCCAAGUUUGCCAGCAAAACCGGCGGGUUCUGGAUCAUGGCUUACCGUUUGAAACAAUGGUGGGAUAUCUCGACGCUCUGGCCGAUUCUUUUCAGCAUCCUUUUCGGAUACGAUGUGGCGAAGAUCGACUUUGACAAGUCGUUCGAUUUCUUUAGUCUGUUGGAGAUCUUCGGCAACAGCCAGGUCGUGUUUCCAGAUUUAUUACCCGUCAUAACCUCCAUGCUACAGCAUGGCCUCCGCGACGUCCUAAGAUACCAGGACGACCCGGAUUCGCCCGCCCCGGACCUCAGUGCAGCGAAAAGCUCCCGGGACAAUCUCGAUACUCUUCGGACAAGACCCAGGGCGCGGUCCAUGGAACUAGGCCAGGCGCUCGAACCGAGAAAAACACAGUUGACCGACAAGGAGAGGGUGGCGGCGAACGCUGCAGUCCUUCAAACCGUUGUUCGGUUCUUGGCGGACAUGCACGCCCGUUCGGUCAACUUUAGGGAAUUCGCUUUAUCCUCGGACUACGUCCGGCACCUCUUUGCAGCCCUGUAUCCGAUCAUCGUCAGUUCCGAUCCGGUCACCGCUGAAACAGAGCUCAACUCCAAAGACGCGCUUAACUUCGAGGGCGGUGAUGUUAUCAUCAGGCCGGUCCCUGGCUCUUCAUCCACUGCGAUUCCAAUCGUCAGGACGGCCGGAUCCGCACCGGCUGAUGCCCAGCCACCGUCCCCAAGCCCCGGUCGAGGCACCCCUUUGCGACGGCCGUCGUCCUUCAUUCUAGUGACCUCACAGUCCCCGCCCUCCGUACCUGCUCCUGCUCGUCUGAAUCACGUCGUGUCUCCGAAGAAGCGACCUGUCACUAGGAACACCAGCAAUGCCGUACUAGAAGGCGUCUUGGAGCUCAUCGUCAGCGUGUUCACGGACCAAGUUAUGGUCAAGAAAGAAUUUCCAGGAUUCGGCCUUCUUGUUAAGGUCCCGCCAGGGUUCCAGGAGCACCGGGCAUACUUCGAGACCUACAUCCUGCGGAACGUCAUCACUCAGUUGAAAAACACCAUCCAGCUGGACCAGAAAACUCUCACGGAACCCAAAAUCCUACAGAACCUGGCGCGUUUGAAUCUCCACACGGCUGAGGCUGUGUUUGAAGGGUCCUUCAUGAACGGAGCUGAAACCAUGAUCGAGUUCACGGGGACCGUGCUCGAGUACUUGCAGCGGCCCGAUGUCUCAUCGCUGAAGAGCGUCCGCUUGUGCAGCACUGCAGUGGCGACCAUUCGGUCGUCUUUCCUAAAGUUCACACUGCUCAGGUUGUCAGAUAUGGACGACCCGGAAACUAAGGAUUCCGAGGCGCUCUCGACCAUGGAUCAACUCCUUUAUUGGCAAACGGUACUACUUGGCUGUCUAUCGAUGGAUGACGACUACAUGAAGCUCGUGUGGUAUCAACUCUACAACAAACUGGUCGACCCACGGCACCACAUCCGUCGCAUUGCCGCAACUCUGUGGCGGAUCAUGCUUGUCCAGAAGCCCCAGGAAUCGACGGCAAUUUUCCAGCAGACCAUGACGCCGGAUCAACGGCCGUUGGCCAGGGGUUUUGAGAGACUCACCGAGCUGGACGACGUGUCCUUCCUCGAGUGGGUCGAUCAAUAUCGUCCAUCGCUCGAUGUCCUCUUCUUUGGCGGCAUGUCAAAGUCCUGGGAGGACUUCGUUGCGUCGGAGAACCAACGGACGGCAGACACGGCCAGGGUCAGGGUGAAGAGCCGGAAGGACAAGCUGAGGCAUUGGCACACCGAGUCCCUGGAGCGAGAUAACAUCUUGCUCCGCCACGAGAUGGCAAACAGCGCGUGGAUGAAGAGCAUUUACUUUACCGAGCAUUUCAAGCACCAGAGGCUCCUGCAGGACUUGCAGGAUGACAAUGCUUUCCUAGCAUCAACCUUUGCGAAGAUGGAGCGCGACCUGUGCCGUCCAGGGGCUGUGUUCAGCGAACCCCAAACCAUCAAAUGGAAGUUGGACAGAACGGAAGGGAGGAACCGAAUGCGCCUCCGUCUUCUCCCCCAGUAUCCCGACCCACAGCAGCAGGACUUUCAGCCGAAGAAAAACAACGGCCCUGCAGGAAGCUCGAAACCCAAUAUGCCCACCAGCAGCGCUGCGACGCGACCAACCACACCGCUCCCACCCGCUCCCGCGGAGACUGGAGCUGAUGGCAAGAUGGAUGAGCCCGAUAUUUCUGCCGAUCCCGAGCCUAUGUCCGAAGCUGCGGACCAACAGGGCGUGACGCCGGAGGAUGACUUUGAACUAGUAGAUGACCCGAACGAGCCUGAGGGUGACGACACUUUUGAAGAUAAGAACAGGAAAGUGAUGCGGCGGCUCCAGCAGGGCGAUGCUGUCCAGAACGUCUUCAACAUCUCGCGGAUCAUUGGUCUCGAUGCCUCUGAGGGCAUUCUGAUCAUCGGAAAGGAGGCGCUUUACAUUAUGGACAACCUCUUCCAAAGCGCAGAUGGAGAGAUCGUCAAUGUCUGGCAAGCCCCACCGGACGAGCGGGAUCCGUUCUCCAUCAUUAUCACCGGAGGUAACCCCAGCGAGAGGCGUCAGAAUCAGGGUCGCAUAGACCAGGAGUCGCGCAGCUGGAAGUGGCAGGACGUUCUCAGCAUAUCAAAGCGUCGGUUCCUGUUCCGCGAUGUGGCCAUCGAGAUAUUCUUCACCGAUGGACGCAGUUACCUGCUCACUGCCAUCAACCCAACUAUGCGGGAUGAGAUUUACUCUAGGCUGACGGGCAUGACACCGCACACCAACAACCCCAGUUUGCUACCCAACCCUGAAGACCUCUGGCGGCUUGAGAGCCUUCGAUUCACUGAGGAUGCCCCGCAGACGCUUGGAGCCAAGUUUGGCAGCAUUUUCAACUCGUCGGCUUGGAAUCCGAUGAUGAGGCGGUGGCAGAGGGGUGAGAUGUCCAAUUUCCACUACCUCAUGCUGGUAAACACCAUGGCUGGCAGGACAUUCAACGAUCUGACCCAAUAUCCUGUCUUUCCUUGGGUGCUCGCGGACUACACCAGCGAAGAACUCGAUCUCGACAAUCCGGCUUCGUUCAGGGAUCUGUCGAAGCCGAUGGGUGCGCAGUCGCCAAACCGGGCGGGUGACUUUGGGAUGCGAUACAGGAGUCUUGCUGAGAUCGGUGAGACGCCCUUCCACUACGGGACUCACUACUCGUCCGCGAUGAUCGUCUCGUCGUACCUCAUCCGCCUUCCGCCGUUUGUGCAGUCGUUCAUCCUGCUACAAGGAGGCACCUUCGAUCACCCUGACCGGCUCUUCUUUUCCAUCGAAAACGCCUGGACUUCUUCCUCAAAAGACAAUGGUUCGGACGUCCGCGAGCUGAUCCCCGAGUUCUUUUACCUCCCGGACUUCUUGACCAAUAUCAACGGCUACAACUUUGGCGUCAGGCAAGGAGGUGGCGGCCGGGUCGACAAUGUUGUUCUGCCGCCGUGGGCGAAGGGCGACCCCAAGAUCUUCAUCGCGAAGAAUCGGGAGGCUCUCGAGAGUCCCUACGUCAGCCAGCGGCUGCAUCAGUGGAUCGAUCUCGUCUUCGGGUACAAACAGCGUGGGGAGGUUGCUGUCGAGAGCCUGAACGUUUUCCAUCCUCUGUCGUACAAGGGCGCCAGAGACCUCGAUAACAUCACGGACCCCCAGGAGCGGCUCAUCACGACGGGCAUCAUCCACAACUUUGGGCAGACGCCGCACCAGAUCUUCACGAAACCCCACCCGGCGAGAGAGUUCGACCGGUGUCCGAUCAAGCGACUGGACACUUCUAUUGCGGCGCUGACGAGGGUGUCUUAUCCGCUGCUCGAGAGCCGCGAGCGAGUUGCCUCGCUUAUCUACGUGCCUAAGCUCGAUCGCCUUCUCUGCGCAUCGCCGUUCCGUCUCAAUCUCCCGCCACACUACGACAAGUUUUUGGAAUGGGGUUACACGGACAACAGUGUGCGGUUCUUCCUUAGCGAUAAUAGAAAGCCCGCUGGUCUCUUUGAGAACCUCCACAUUGGCCAAAUCUCCACCCUCAUAUUCGCCGACUCCAAGACGCUCAUCACAGCCGGCGAAGAUUGCGUCGUAUCCGUCUACAUGGUCCAGUCCUCCCCGAGCAAACCCACGGUAGAACUGCAGCUGCGGUCCUCCCUCUUCGGGCACAAGACGCCCGUGACGCACAUGGCGGUGUCCAAGGCGUUCAGCACGAUCCUGACCGUCUCCCAGGACGGCGUGGCCUUCCUCUGGGACCUCAACCGGCUCGAGUUCAUCCGGCGGCUGCCGCUCGCGCGGCCUGUCGAGUGCGCCCGCAUCAACGACGUCACGGGCGACGUCAUGCUGGGCUCGGGCCAGCACCUGUUCCUCUACACCCUCAACGGCGAGCUCGUCCUCGACCAGAACGUCUGCGCCGGCACCCACGAGCCCGCCGUCGAGGACUUUGUCCACGCCUGCGCCUUCUACCAGGGCUCGGCGCAGGGGGCCGGGAAUGAGUGGGUUGAGAACCAGCUCGUCUUUACGGGGCAUAAGCGCGGGGUCGUGAAUGUCUGGCGGAAGACGGUCGGGGCGAGGACGGGUCGGUGGAUGCUCGAGUUUGUGAGGCGGCUCGAUCAUGUCAACCUGAAGAGUGAGACGGGCGCGAAUGUUGAGGCGGCGAUUACGUGCGUGGCGCCGCUCGCGGGGCUGGUGUACACCGGCGAUGAUGACGGGCGAGUGUGGGAAUGGAACCUGGUUCAGCGUGAACGGUAGAGGUAGAGAGAGUAGAGGGGCGAAUGGGGAGAGGGAAAAAGAAGCAAAUAAAAAGGGGCAAAAGUUGCAUAUAGAGCCAUGGCAGACACUUUUACAUGAUCAGGAGUCUGGGUUGUUGGUCGGGUGGGUAGCAUGGCUUCGGUUGUUUUCUGGUCGGACAGUGCGCGCUCCGUUACAGC
Chaetomium fimeti is the source of this 8418-nucleotide messenger RNA. RefSeq lists its product as uncharacterized. The record is from RefSeq and is a predicted model, not a curated record. The coding region runs from base 392 to 8239 and encodes 2615 amino acids. Gene Ontology annotation, molecular function: protein binding. Lineage: Eukaryota; Fungi; Ascomycota; Sordariomycetes; Sordariales; Chaetomiaceae. The transcript has 7 exons.